Messenger RNA from Ciona intestinalis (vase tunicate), 2272 nucleotides. Lineage: Eukaryota; Metazoa; Chordata; Ascidiacea; Phlebobranchia; Cionidae. The record is from RefSeq and is a predicted model, not a curated record.
GUUGCAGAAGCAGCAGAAUUCGCCGAAGAUCAAAGCCUAGAUUCCUCUGCAAUAUCUUUGCACUGAUAUUUAGUUGGGCUGAAAAAAAAACAUUUCUUGGCCGACGUGUUAGUUUAAUUUUUUUUUUUUUUUUAUAACAGCUUUCUGCAACCUAGGGUGUAAAAAAACAACGCAGUAGUAGAUCCUGCGGCUUGUAUAAUGAUGUUACAUAUAACAUCGUACGUACUUCUUCUUGAUUUAUUCAUUGGACAUCAUUUAGCAUUUGCUCAAACAGAAAAAGAAUGCAACGAUGUGGUUCUUCAGCAGGGGCAAAAUUAUCCUCUAGAAGUCAUUAACGCGUGUGCUCAAAGAAGAUUGAGACAAAACUCGCCGUCAGGAGCUUUAAAUUCUCCAUGCACCGCUGAACCAGAUUGCGGAGUUGAAACCUGCGUGUUUGGCUUUCGUAAAGACGCAUCUGGUUGUCGUGUUUCUUGCCAAUGCAGCGAUGGCGAAGGUUUGUAUGAAGGCGACAUCGAACUGACAGAUCUUACCAAAACCUUCCUGUUGAAAAACGUCGACACAGGCGUCCCGACUCCCGCACCCACCUAUGACCCACUUGUACAACAUGCUGCAGGAAGGUCCAUCAGGUUGUGGAACAAUAUAAGAGAAGGAAAUAACUUUGUCGUCCCCUACGCGGUAUCUAGGGGCAUUGGAUCAAGUGGACGAGCGGCGAUUGCUGCUGCAGUUCGUGACUUCGACGCCAACACCUGCAUACGGCUUCGACCCAGCACACGAUACUCGGGGCGGCCAUAUCUGUAUAUGUAUCCAGGUGGAGGAUGCUCUUCACCUGUAGGAAGGCAAUCGUCCAGACAACAAGUAUCUUUGGCUUCUGGUUGCUGGCAGAAAGGGACAGUAAUCCACGAGAUUCUACAUUCACUGGGUUUUUGGCACGAACAAAGUCGACCUGACCGAGAUUCGCAUGUAAGGAUCAAUACAGCCAACAUAUUCAGAGGCAUGGCGUACAACUUCAACAAAAUGUCGAACCGACAAAUCAAUUCGCGAAACUCUCCUUACGACAUUGGAUCAGUGAUGCAUUACAACAGCUACGCAUUCUCUUCCAAUCGUAGACCUACCAUUACAGACCUGCAAGGAAGGCCUAUUACUACUCAGAGAAACGGAUUUUCCCGUCAAGACCUUAUCCAACUGAAUGCCAUGUAUGGUUGUACCACAACAGGAACCGGUGGGGGUGGAACUGGCACCGGUGGGGGCGGAACUGGCACCGGUGGGGGCGGAACUGGCACCGGUGGGGGCGGAACGGGUACCGGUGGAGGCGGAGGAGCGGCGGCGGCGGCGGCGGCGGCGGGGAAGUUGCGUAGACAAAAAUUCUUUGUGCUCUUCAUGGGCUCAAAAUGGAGAGUGCAGAAACAACCCGAGGUACAUGCUCCCAAACUGCUGUAGAAGCUGUAGAGGUGGCACCACAUGUACCGACAACAGCGUCAACUGUCCAGUAUGGGCGAGGCGUGGUGAAUGCCAGAAUAACCCGAGAUGGAUGACGCCCAACUGCUGCCGAAGCUGCAGAGCUUCACCUACCAGACCACCAACAACAACCCCAAGACCUCGGCCAACCUCAUGCUCCGACAAAAGUCGUAAUUGUCCUGCGUGGGCCCGAGCUCGCUACUGUAGUGCGCGACUCUACGCAUCAUGGAUGUCAAUCAACUGCCAGCGAAGUUGCAAUCGGUGCAGCAGAGGUUAAUCGUCUCCUUGACGUUUGUCGUCGCCUUAAUUGCUCGUGACGACAAUUAAGAUGGUCAAUUCUAUUCUAAAUCAGUUUUAAUGACUUUUAAUUGACAACUUGUUUAAAUUUUAAUGUUUUGUUAGUUCUUUAUAUCGCCUCAGUCAUUUUAGUGCAACGGUCUGUGCUGUAAACAUGCACAGAGCAAUUAACCCACUUUACUAUUCUCCACGAAGCUGUUUGAACGUUUGUAAUUAACAAGGGUUGUUUACCGAUUGUUUACAGCACCUAAUGACUUCCUAUGCGCGCUCCUUCAUUCGUAUUAUGGCCACGCAAGAAUGCCGUAUGGAAUAUGUUCAAUCUCAACCCCCAUUCACCAAUCAUUUCCACGAAAAUCUGGAUUUUCGUCUAGAUUUCCGUAACUGUGUUCCUUAGCCUUUAUUAGCAUAGAGGGAACUGAAUGUGUAGAUGUAGUUGUUUGGAAUGAAAGCGUAUUUUGUUGCAUGCUUGACGUGGCUUUUGUUUUUGUUCAUUAUUCAAGAAAUAAAACAAUUUUAUCAA